AUGUCCGCCAACGCCUCGUUUGAGGAGUCCGUCGUCGCGUUGAAGUCCAUGUUCCCGGACAUCCCGGAGCUGGUCGUGCGAACGACGCUCGAGGCGAGAGACGGACACGUGGAGAGCUCGGUGGAGAAGCUGUUACAGAUGUCGCGACGGGGUGGAGGUGGACACACGCAAGUCGGCGGGUUCGAUCGCGCGCCCGGCGCGAUCGGGAUGUCGCCGUCGUCGAGGAACGGAGGAUACGGGAACGGUGGUUACGGUGAUCAGUCCAUGGGGUCGCAGGAUUAUUACUCUAACGUGCCGCCGCCUCGAGAGGAGGAUUCGCUGUGGGAUUGGCUCACGGGGCCCUCAACAGCCGGGAACAGUUCGAACGACGAGACGUGGAACUGGAUAUCGAACCAGAUGUCGUACCUGGCGCUCGAGGCGUCGCGCCAAAUUAAAGGGGUGACGGAUGCGAUCGCAGAGGAGAUUUUGGGUCCUCCUGAGGAGGAGUUAGGCGAAGAAGUGGAGGAGAUCACUGAGGAGGAGCGGGAGCGGGCGGACGUGGUGUCGGGCGGCAUGUCGACGCAGGCAAGUCGACGCGCGCCAAAGGCGAAGAAGGAUACGCCUCCGCCGAAGAAGAAGCCCGGCAAUCGCGCACAGGAAUAUGAGGAGGAGGACGACGACGCUCUGGGCGCCGUCUUGAACCUUCUCGGUCUGGAGGAUGAAGACGAAGAAGAGGAGUACGUGCGCCGCGACUCGAAAAAGGAUAAGUGA
Messenger RNA from Ostreococcus tauri, 750 nucleotides. Its product is annotated as UBA-like. The transcript has 2 exons. Bases 1 to 750 code for a protein of 249 amino acids. Gene Ontology annotation, molecular function: ubiquitin binding. NCBI's taxonomy places the organism in Eukaryota, Viridiplantae, Chlorophyta, Mamiellophyceae, Mamiellales, Bathycoccaceae. The record is from RefSeq and is a predicted model, not a curated record.